AUGCAACCGCAUCAACUCCUAAGCCUCUCCCUCGAGAACAACCUCGCUUCGGAACUGGACACCAUGAACAACCAACUGUACCCGACAGGCCUUGACCAGCCGGCCGCAUGGCCACAGUAUGCGUUGCCACCGCCUGCCUCAGAGCUGCCAAAGCAGGACAAACAACGGAAGAAGAAGUCCAACGCUAAGUCGACUACGAUUACCACAACAACGACCACCAAGAAGCGCCGUGUUCUAGGCUCCGAGCAAGCUCAGCAGGCUUUGCAGCAGGAGGGUCAUGAGUCUGUUGUGCAGACUCCUCCUCCUCAGCCGAGACAACGAUCUCUUCCGCAGCCUGAUAUCAUGCAGCUGCUGAGGCAGGAUCAUAUAGAUUAUGGCAACAUGUACACUCCACAACCGCCGGCGGCUACUGACUACGCACAGCAGCAGAUGCAGGAAGCUUUCAGUAGCAUGCAAUUACAGACUGCACAGGAGCAUCUGGACCCAUCGUAUGCACAGUCAAACAUGCAGCAAGGUACGGAAUAUCAAGCUUUGAAAGCGCCAAAGCCACAGCCCGAGACGAAGAAGGCUCCCAGGAAGAGCAAGAAGACGACGACGACGACGACGACGACGAUGACGCAGGUCACCGGAGGGAAAGCUCGGCGAAAGGCGGCAGCUAAGGGCGAAGCGGAGCUUCACCGCUUCGAUGAAGAGGUCAAGCGUAUGCUCGUCCAAGCAAGCGGCAUAUGCGUCGCGGGCUUUCCGUACUACAAGACUCAGGACGGCUACCUGUGCGGCGGAGGAUCUCACUUCGUAAAUGACGCGGAGGUGGACGCAAUGCUCGAAGGCCGGCGCCCACACGGACCCAUAAUCCAGUUUGUGAACCUUCUCCACGACAAAUCUACCUGGAUGGCCCCACCCCUCGAAGGCUGGCACGAGCCUUUCCACUUCGACCCCAUGACUUGCGUUCGACUGUGCAAAAUGCCCUUGCCAUUGAGGGCUGAUGGCACGGAAUGGCCCCGGUUGGAGGAGGCGUGCCGCAUCAUGAUAGAGGCUGCUUUAGGCCCCAACCUUCCUGGAUUGGGUGGUGCUGGAUGUCCUAUCCACGGCAAUAUGGGUAUGGGUAUGCCAGGAAUGGGUAUGGGUGGUUUCGGAGGCUUCGGGUCUUAG
Messenger RNA from Baudoinia panamericana UAMH 10762, 1149 nucleotides. RefSeq lists its product as uncharacterized. The coding region runs from base 1 to 1149 and encodes 382 amino acids. The transcript is spliced from 2 exons. Lineage: Eukaryota; Fungi; Ascomycota; Dothideomycetes; Mycosphaerellales; Teratosphaeriaceae. The record is from RefSeq and is a predicted model, not a curated record.